ACGAUUAUUAUUCUUUUUAUUACAGGAAAAUAGUAGUACAAAUGACGAAAAGAUUCCAAUUGAAGCAACAACACAUACUGAAGGUAUUAAAUUAGGGUGGAUUCAAGGGGUUAUGAUACCAUGUCUUCUCAACAUUUGGGGUGUAAUGCUUUUCCUACGCCUGGCGUGGAUUGUUGCUCAAGCUGGAAUAGGUGAAUCGUUACUUACAAUUGCAAUUUCAACGGCUGUUUGUAUUAUAACAACGUUAUCCUUGUCAGCAAUUUGUACAAAUGGGGAAGUAAAAGGGGGUGGAAUUUAUUUCAUAAUAUCGCGUUCCCUUGGUCCGGAAUUCGGUGCUUCAGUGGGGAUAGUGUUUGCGUUCGCAAAUGCGGUAUCGGCAUCGAUGAACACCAUCGGGUUCUGUAACUCGCUGAACGAUCUGCUGAAAGAGCACGAUCUUAAGAUUAUCGAUGGUGGAAACAACGACGUCCGUAUCGUAGGGGUGAUAGCGAUUGCGGUCAUGAUUCUCAUUUGUGCCAUCGGUAUGGAAUGGGAGUCGAAAGCCCAAAACUUUCUCAUCGCCAUCAUCCUUGGCGCUAUGGCCGAUUUUAUGAUUGGAGCGAUAAUGGGACCAAAAAGUGACGACGAAGCUGCGAAAGGAUUCACGGGAUUUACAGUUAGUACCUUCUCUGAAAACUGGUAUUCCGCUUAUAGGACGCAGGACGGUAUCACGUACGAUUUUUUUCAAGUCUUCGCAAUCUUUUUUCCUUCAGUAACAGGAAUUCAAGCAGGUGCCAACAUUUCUGGUGACUUAAAGGAUCCUGCUUCAUCAAUACCCAAAGGAACUAUGCUGGCACUAUUGAUAUCAAUGGCGUCUUAUGUUACAUUCGUUCUGUUUGCCGGCGCUGCAGCUAUUCGCGAUGCAAGUGGCAAUUUGACCGAUUUAGCCAACGGUACAUUGACCAACUGUGUUGAAGAUUUGAGCUGUCAAUAUGGACUUUUCAAUAGUUAUACGGUAAGCAGCAAUU
Messenger RNA from Agrilus planipennis (emerald ash borer), 1007 nucleotides. Its product is annotated as bumetanide-sensitive sodium-(potassium)-chloride cotransporter-like. Gene Ontology annotation, biological process: chloride ion homeostasis; sodium ion homeostasis; potassium ion homeostasis. Gene Ontology annotation, cellular component: membrane. The transcript has 5 exons. Gene Ontology annotation, molecular function: sodium:potassium:chloride symporter activity. The annotation marks the transcript as partial. NCBI's taxonomy places the organism in Eukaryota, Metazoa, Arthropoda, Insecta, Coleoptera, Buprestidae. The record is from RefSeq and is a predicted model, not a curated record.